CAUACGCAUAUAUCUUGUUAUAAGGCUUGUUUUGCAUCCUGUUCAAUGUCUAUACCUGGUAAAUAUGGUCAAUUUCCAGGUUUUCGCAAUUCAGGCUCAUCAAAAAGAUUACGUAUAGAUUCAAGAAGUUCCAAUAAUACAGCGUUUUUAACGCGUAAAACAUUCUCUGAUUUCAGAUUAUCUCGUCUUCAGAUUGGAAAUUUCAUUUCUGAAGAAACACGAGAAGAAAAGGAUCAAAAAGAUGCACGAAUUCGAUUUUACUUUAGAAACUCAACAGAUAUACAAUCAGAAAGUAAUUUAUCAGCAACAGAAGCAGCACUUGUUGCACCCGACCGGGUUUCACUCUCAAUAAAAAAGGGUACAAAACGUAUUAUUAUUCCAGCAGAACAUAUUUUCUCAAUAGAAUUCUCCCGUAAUGAAGGGAGAAUAGUUAUUCAUACAGACGGAUGGGCAGUGUUUGAAGAAUUGACGACUAACGGGACGAAUAAACAAAUAUUUCGGGUAACAAAUGUAGAUCCUACAGAGGGCGAACUUUUACGGGUUAAACGGAUUGAAAUAUGGCUAAAUUUAUCUAUGCCAUUAACAGAGCCAAAAUGGACUAAAGGGAAUCUUAUGGAUAAUAUCGAUAAGACGUCUCAAUUUCAUAAUAUUCUACAUAUUCUAGAUGCAGAUCCAUGCCCGACGUUACAGAGUAUUAUCGAGCAAUGGACUAGGGAAUCUACGGUUGGAUUUCAAUCGGAACGAUUAUUAUUUCAAAGAUCUCAACUUUGUAAAUUAGGACGUCUUUUAGAUAUUUUUUCGAAUGUUUUAAAGCCGGAUUCAGUAUUAACGGCACCGAUGAAUGCGAUUUUGAAUAUAGUGCGAAUGAUGGGGACUAAGACAGAAAUAGACCAAGAGGAACUUUUAAUAAAAGUAAAACAAGCAUUGUUCUUAAUUCCGGAAUAUUUAAUAUCGAAAAGUCUUGAUACUAUGUUUAAAAAAGAACUUGAUUUUGGGUCGGAAAGUGCAUCAAAUGAUUUUGAAAUAUGAUUUAAAGAUUAGCUUUUUAUAAAAAAAAAAGGUAAAGCUAUGAUAA
Molecule: messenger RNA, 1075 nt
Organism: Pneumocystis carinii B80
Lineage: Eukaryota; Fungi; Ascomycota; Pneumocystomycetes; Pneumocystales; Pneumocystaceae
Exons: 6
Coding region: 46-1029 (327 amino acids)
Source: RefSeq, a predicted model, not a curated record